Cryptomeria japonica (Japanese cedar) is the source of this 756-nucleotide messenger RNA. RefSeq names its product photosystem II CP43 reaction center protein-like. NCBI's taxonomy places the organism in Eukaryota, Viridiplantae, Streptophyta, Pinopsida, Cupressales, Cupressaceae. Gene Ontology annotation, cellular component: photosystem; membrane. Gene Ontology annotation, biological process: photosynthetic electron transport chain; photosynthesis, light reaction. The transcript is spliced from 2 exons. Gene Ontology annotation, molecular function: chlorophyll binding. The record is from RefSeq and is a predicted model, not a curated record.
AUGGGAGCCACACUAGCUUGCAAUUGGGCUGGAGUUGUCAAAGAGAGAGUAGUUGGGGGAAAAGGAGGAAUCCUAGGGAAAGCACUGGUAGGCAAGGAGAACAACGACCCAACAGUAGAUGAGGUGGCGGAUGAAAAACUUAAAAACUUGAGGACACUUGAACCAGAAGAUAUCUCAGUUGUUUUCAUUGCUUGUUGUUUUGUUUGGUUUAACAAUACAGCUUAUCCCAGUGAGUUCUAUGGACCUACCGGCCCAGAGGCCUCUCAAGCACAAGCAUUUACUUUUCUAGUUGCAGACCAACGUCUUGGAGCUAGUGUGAGGUCUGCCCAAGGGCCUACUGGUUUAGGUAAAUAUCUUAUGCGUUCUCCUACUGGAGAAAUUAUUUCUGGAGGGGAAACGAUGCAUUUUUUGGAUCUUCGUGCUACCUGGUUGGAACCUCUAAGAGGUCCUAAUGGUUUGGACCUGAGUAAGCUAAAAAAAGACAUACAACCUUGACAAGAAUGACGUUUAGCAGAAUAUAUGACUCAUGCUCCUUUAGGUUCUUUAAAUUCUAUGGGUGGUGUAGCUACCGAGAUUAAUGCGGUCAAUUAUGUCUCACCUCGAAGUUGGUUAGCCACCUCUCAUUUUGUUCUAGGAGUUUUCUUUUUCGUAGGUCAUUUGUGGCAUGCAGGAAGAGCUCGUGCAGCUGCAGCAGGAUUUGAAAAAGGAAUUGAUCAUGAUUUUGAACCCGUUCUUUCCAUGUCCCCUCUUAAUUAA